Molecule: messenger RNA, 1699 nt
Organism: Microbotryum saponariae
Lineage: Eukaryota; Fungi; Basidiomycota; Microbotryomycetes; Microbotryales; Microbotryaceae
Source: the annotation of a GenBank genome assembly
AUGGCAACCCAAAAUCUUCCCUUGGCCGGUGUCAGAGUCCUCGAGGUAAGCUACCCCUGGCAAGCCCCGGGUUACAGAGAGCAAGCGCCCGGGAUCACCCCACAUGCCCCGCGUUUCGGCCGCGCUCAUUCACGCGUCCCGGCGUCUCGGCCUUCCUCACUUGCGCAGCUCGCUGGACUUGCACCUGGCCCCUAUGCUGGCAGUGAGUUUGGAUGCCACAGCUCACAUCCUAGAACGCUGCUAAGCUUUUCUACUGCUUCGACAGUGGUUUUGUCCGACUUUGGUGCCGACGUCGUUCGAGUCGAUCGAGCGGGCACCACAUUUAGCACCGAUGUUCUGUCCAGGUCAGAAUUUCCUCGCCUGCACGUAUGCGGUGCCCAGCUUUCGGCACGAUAAGCCUAAAAUUUGCCUCUCGGAUCUGGUCCAACAGGUACAAACGAUCCAUCUCGGUAUCGCUCAAGUCACCCUCAGGACUAGCAUUGCUGCGCACCUUGCUCUCGGCUCCUUCGGUUCGAGGGUGCUCAAACAUCAAUUGCAAAUGCUCCCAAGCCAAGCAAGCAAACUGCAUGAACAACAUCAACCAAGGCGUAUGGCGCGCCGAUGUCCUCAUCGAUCCCUUUCGACCUGGGGUGCUCGAGCGACUCGGGCUCGGACCCGAUGUCUUGCUCGCCGCCAAUCCGGGGUUGAUCAUUGCCCGCUUAACUGGAUUCCGACGCGAAGGACCCUACGGCAAGAUGGCGGGUCACGACAUCAACUACGUCGCUCUGAGUGGUGUUCUCUGUGAGUGGCUCGUUGCAUACCACCCCGCUGAGAAUUUUCGGACCACCGAGUGCUGACGAUGCUCUCGGGAUCACUUGGUGGGAAUGUAGCUCUCCUCGGUCGCAAGAACGAUAAGCCCUACUUCCCAGCCAACUUGCUCGCCGAUUUCGCCGGAGGAGGUAUCAUGGCCGUGAUCGGGAUCCUCAUAGCCCUCCUCUCGCGCCAAAAGACGGGGCGAGGUCAAGUUGUCGAAAUCGACAUGGUUACCGGCACGCGCUACAUCUCGUCCUUUCCUUUGAUGAUGUCACGUCCUUCUUUGGGGUUCCCUAUUUGGGAUCAGCCGAGGGGUGAGAAUUUGCUCGAUGGAGGAGCGCCGUGGUAUGACGUUUUUGAAACUUCGGACAAGGGCUACAUGUCCGUCGGCGCGCUCGAGAAUCACUUUUAUACCAUCUUCAUCAACAAGAUGCUCGAGAAUGCGAAGAAAGAACAUGUUCCGAAUCCGGCACCGAGUCCAAAUACCCAAAUGGAUCGAUCGACAUGGCCUGAUUUAGAGAGGUUCUUAACGGCGACGUUCAAGACCAAAACACGCGACGAAUGGACCAAGAUCUUCUUGGGUACCGACGCCUGCUGCGUCCCCGUACUGAACAGACAGGAAGUCGAUCAAGACGGUGUGGGUAAAGAUGAGCCGGGGACACGUCUGACGACGCAGCAAUUUGAGAACGGUGAUGGAGGAGUGCCCGGUCCAGCGCCCAAGCUCGUCUCGACGCCAGCGCGAGGUCCUGGGGACAGCACCUCUUUCUUUUUGACACCGGGCAAGGACACGCGAAGGGUGCUCAAAGAAGCCGGAUUCGAGAAGGAGACGAACAAGCUGAUCGAAGAGGGCGCGGUAGAGAUUAGCGAAGAUGACGAUGACGAGGGCGACGUCAAAGCAAAGCUCUAG